AAUGCAGCCCAAUAUAAAAAGAAAUAUUAAUGUGGUGACACAAUUUAAACAAAUAAGCCAGUAAAAAAAUACGUAAAGAAGUAAAUUAAUAAAUUUAUAGGAGUAUAAAUUAACUCAUAAUUAGGCAAAUAAAUAUAUACGUAAAUAGGCAAACAGUUAAAAUAAAGGUAACUUAAUAAACAAAUAAGCAAUAAACACAUAAAGGAAAAUGGGAAAUACUGAAAGCAAUGUUACUAGUGGAGUUAAAAAGCAAGCUGGAGCUUCUAUGCAAGCUAUUUAUAAACUAUGUGACUUAAAAGGCGGUGGAUUGCUUGUUGAGUUGAUGAAAAGAGCAACACAAAAUAAGCAAUUCGCUGAAAUAGAUCAUGCUAUUAAAACAAAGGUUGAACCAUUUUUAUAUAACAGAGGAAAGGGAAAAUAUAUUCCAAUAUCGCAACUUGUCUUACUUCGAAAUAAAGAAAGGCCCCGACACAAACUGCUACCGCCUUUAAAGGCGAUGGAAAAUCCAGAUGAUUUUGAAAUUGAUGAAAACGCACCUGAUGUAACUGAGGAAGAAUAUCAAAAAAAUCCCUCAGCUUAUAGACAUACCUGUUGGAAGUUGAAGGAAAGGGGAGCUGUAGGUGAAACAAUUUUGCAUCUAUGUUUACUUAAUGCAACUUCUCUUCAUGCUGAUAUUGCAAAGAGACUGCUCAAGUUUUAUCCCAAAUUGAUAAAUGACAUUUAUAUGAGUGACGAAUAUUAUGGAGAAAAUGUUUUACAUAUUGCAAUUGUAAACGAAGAUCCGGCGAUGGUGAAAUUUCUGUUAGAAUCGGGAGCAAACUAUCAAGAGCGAUGUAUUGGUAGUUUUAUGUCUCCAGAAGAUCAAAAAUCUUCUAGAACUGACUCUCUAGAUCACGAAUGGGUCAAUGUGAAUCCAAUGACAAAUUAUAAGGGUUAUGUGUAUUGGGGAGAAUACCCCUUAACUUUCGCUGCUUGUCUUGGAUUAGAAGAAUGUUUUCGUUUAAUACUGGCGAAAGGAGCAAAUCCUGAUGCUCAAGAUACCAAUGGAAAUACAUGUUUGCAUUUGCUUGUAAUUUACAAUAAAAUGGAAAUGUUUGACAACGCUUACGAAGUAGGAGCAAGACUUAGCAUAAGAAAUGUCUUACAUCUGACGCCAUUGACACUGGCAGCAAAAAUUGCCCAAGUAGAGAUGUUUUUUCAUAUACUUAAUUUAGAAAGAGAAAUUUAUUGGCAGAUAGGAAGCAUUACAUGUGCUGCAUAUCCCUUGGGAGAAAUCGAUACCAUUGACAUUAAAACAGGACAAAUUAUCAAAACGUCCGUUUUGAAUUUAGUCGUGUUUGGGGAUAAAGAUGAACAUUUGGAACUAAUGGACGGUGUUGUUAUAGAUUUGUUAAACGCCAAAUGGAAUACGUUUGUCAAAAACAAAUUUUAUCGUCAAUUUUUUACGUUCUUAUUCUAUUUUUUGGUUUCACUGGUUUGUUUUACGUUAAGACCUGGUCCUGAUAUAUCAGAAAGCGCAGAAACUACUACUUUACCAAACAAUUCCACAAACUUAUUGGAUCAUACAAAUAACGUGUUAAAUACUUCCACCAAUGGAACUUAUAACCCAACGUUAAUUUUCAAUUCAACUUUUUAUCCUUUAAAUGGAUCUGAUUACAGUUUGUCUGACGAUGGAUGGCCUUUAUCGGACACAGAAAAUGUUGAGGAUAGUUGGAAUAUUAGUACUAACUUUACUGAUAUUAUAAAGUCAUUUACUACGACAAAUAAUUUAUCCCAAUUAGCAAAUUUUACCCCUAAAUCAGAGAGAAUAACUAUAAUUCCUCCACCAAAGUUAAAUCUCUCAAAUAUCAAUUACACGAAACCCGAAAUGAAACAAUUGAAACAGUUAAAAAUGUGGUGGUCAACUAUUACUGAAGAAUGCCGCUUAAUGAACACCGAUACGUUGGAGUCUCAAAUAAGAUUAAUUGCCGAAGCUGUGAUGCUUUUUUCGGCGUUUCUCUAUUUGGUCGCAGCAAUAAGAGAAGCUCGAUUUUUAGGAGGGAGAAUGUUCUUUGAAAAUUUGAUGACUGCACCUUCAAGAGUAAUGUUUUUGUUUUCGUGCAUUCUUAUGCAAAUUAUUCUACCCCUGCGGCUUUCAUGUCAAGAUGAGGCAGAAGAUGUGGUUGCAGUUGUGAUUAUGUUAACUACAGCCCCGUACUUCUUAUUCUUUUGCAGAGGUUUUAAAACAGUUGGACCUUUCGUUGUAAUGAUUUACAGGAUGGUAAUGGGUGACCUUUUACGAUUUGCAACUAUUUAUAUGGUGUUUGUUAUGGGGUUUUCACAAGCUUUCUAUAUAAUAUUUUUAUCGUACGAUAAUCCUUUAACACCUGAUGAAGUCGACGAUUCUGCGUCAAAUCCUAUGUCAAGUCCUGCGGAGUCGGUUAUGGCGAUGUUUUUAAUGUCUAUGACCAACUUUGGAGAUUAUUAUACAGCUUUUGAAAAAACCCAACACGAAUACGUUGCAAAAUUGUUAUUCGUUAUGUAUAUGGCGAUUGUGGCGAUACUGCUUAUCAAUAUGUUGAUUGCUAUGAUGGGUAAUACCUACCAAAAAAUAGCCGAAACUAGAAACGAAUGGCAACGUCAGUGGGCAAGAAUAGUUCUUGUUGUUGAAAGAGGUGUAAGUCCUGCUGAACGACUUAAACAGCUCAUGGUAUACUCUCAGCCUAUGUCAGACGGAAAGAGAGCUUUAGUUCUUAGAUUGAAUCAAAGCGACGAUCAAAAGGAGGAAAUGAAGGAAAUUUUAGAGACUAAACGGAGGCACGAAAGACACGUGAAACUUCGUCAAGAGAAGCUAGCAAAUGAAGCUAAAAAAAAGGAACAAAAUAAGCAAUUUUAACGACCUGAGUUUUUACAGUAAUCACAAAGACAGGCGAUAUGUUUUAUGAUAAGAUUGUAUACGAGAGUGCAAACAAAGCCAUAAAUACGUACAAAUUU
This is a messenger RNA of Agrilus planipennis (emerald ash borer), 2973 nucleotides long. RefSeq names its product transient receptor potential cation channel subfamily V member 5 (gene nan). The coding region runs from base 209 to 2875 and encodes 888 amino acids. Gene Ontology annotation, molecular function: protein binding; calcium channel activity. Gene Ontology annotation, biological process: calcium ion import across plasma membrane. The record is from RefSeq and is a predicted model, not a curated record. Gene Ontology annotation, cellular component: membrane. Lineage: Eukaryota; Metazoa; Arthropoda; Insecta; Coleoptera; Buprestidae. The transcript has 17 exons.